Messenger RNA from Plasmodium gonderi, 2871 nucleotides. Its product is annotated as serine/threonine protein phosphatase 7. Gene Ontology annotation, molecular function: calcium ion binding; protein binding; protein serine/threonine phosphatase activity. The coding region runs from base 1 to 2871 and encodes 956 amino acids. Lineage: Eukaryota; Apicomplexa; Aconoidasida; Haemosporida; Plasmodiidae. Gene Ontology annotation, cellular component: nucleus; cytosol. The record is from RefSeq and is a predicted model, not a curated record. The transcript is spliced from 16 exons.
AUGGAAAAUGUAAACGUUAAUGAUACUGUCAUGAUUUAUGGCCAUAAGGCAACAAUAGAACAUAUUCAAGAUGUUGCAACUGGAAAAAAUAAUUCAGAACCCAAAAAGAUAUAUGUAGCAAAAUUUGUCUAUAGGAAUGGGUACACAGAUGGUGUGUAUAAAAACGAAAGGAUAUUCACCCCAGAUAAUGGAGUCCUCGUCAUAUUCUGUUCUCGAAAUUCGAUUAGGCCAUUCUCAGAAGAAGAAAGCGCUUCUAUAAAAAUACAAAAAACGUUUAGAGGAUACAAAGCCAGGAAAGAGUUCCAUUUCUCUACAUGUUCCUUAAUCUGGAGAAAAUUUGAACACCUUCAUGAAAACAUGAUUCUCAACAAUCACGACGAAAUUUAUAAACCCCUCAUCAAAGUGAUAAGUGAAGAUAUAAAGAAUGGGAAAAUUCAGUUUUCUUCAAAAUGCUUUUCAAGUAAUUCAAAUCAGUUCUCUAGAGUUUCUACUACAUCCUACGAGCCAUCUGCAUAUGAUGAAAAUGUACCUAUACUGAAAGACAAAAUUGACAAAACCUUUGCCAUGGAACUUUUCCAUUUUUAUUUAACAACAAAAAAUUAUAUCCUUCCGAACAAUUUAGUUUGUAAAAUUCUGAUGAAAACUCAAAAAAUGCUAGAGGAAAAUAUAAAGAGUUCAGUUAUACAUCUGGACAUGACGAAAAAGUCCAAGGAUACUAAGCUCAUAGUCCUGGGAGAUGUACACGGCCAACUGAACGAUGUCCUUUGGCUCUUCAAUCGAUUUGGUUUACCUUCAUCGAACAACAUAUAUGUCUUUAAUGGAGAUAUAGCAGAUCGAGGAGAAAAUGCCACCGAAAUAUUUCUUCUUCUUUUCACUUUUAAAUUAUGCAAUUAUGACAGUGUUAUAAUUAACAGAGGGAAUCAUGAGUGUUCCUAUAUGAACGAAGUUUACGGAUUCUACAAUGAAGUCCUUUCCAAAUAUGACAAUGCUGUUUUCGAUCUAUUCCAGGGAAUUUUUCAGUUACUUGGAUUAGCUGUGAAUAUUCAAAAUCAGAUUUUUGUAGUGCAUGGAGGAUUGAGCAGGUACCAAGACAUAACGCUGAAAGACAUAGACGAACUUAACAGGAAAAAGCAUGAGAUUCUUCAUCCAGAGGAAUAUGAAGAUACCAUUAUUUUUGAUUUGUUAUGGUCUGAUCCACAAAAAAAAAAUGGAAUUGGAAGCAAUGCAAGAGGGAAUAACUGUAUAACAUUUGGGCCUGACAUCACGGAACUAUUUUUAAAAAACAACAAUUUAGACAUAUUAAUUCGAUCCCAUCAAGUACCUAAAACGUUAAAAGGUAUUGAAAGUCAUCAUGAAGGAAAGUGUAUUACCUUGUUUUCUGCUUCUAAUUAUUGUAAUAAAAUAAAAAAUCUAGGUGCAGCCAUUGUAUUUAAUCAAGACUUAACAUUAGAAGUGCAAGAGUACAUGUCUCCUUCCCUUGACAUUAUUAGAGAAACAUUUGAAGAAAAUCAGAAACUGCGAGAAAAGGUGUUACAUUCUUCGAAAAUUUUAAAUCUGGAAAAGAAUGCCCAAAGGAACAAUAAUAAAAUAUCAACUGAGUGUCAAAUGAACGAUAUUCUGAACUGUCUAAGUACAUUAAUAUGCUAUGAGAAAAAUGCACUUUGGAACAAUCUAUACAAACAAGAUAAAGACAACACGGGGGUAAUUCACAUAAAUAUAUGGAGGGAGGAACUGGAAAAAUUGACCAAGACGAAAAAAGUGCCAUGGAUAUAUCUUUGCAAAAAACUAAAAAUGAUAGAAAAUAAUCAUGUUAAUUAUAACAGCAUAUUAAACAGAUUUAAAAUAAAUUAUGAACCAAGUCAUAAUUUUGUUAACAAGGAAUGGAAAAAUGAAUGCUUCCAGCAUUUGUACGAAGCUUUACUUAAAGCUGAUUUGAGUUUAAGAGAAACUUUAAUGGUAUUUGACAAAAAUUUGGAUGGGAAAGUUUCUUUUUCUGAAUUUGAACAAGUGCUUAAGGACUUAAACAUUGGCCUGUCGAAUGAACAAAUUCGCAUUUUAGUUAGACUGAUCAACAGCAAUUCACUUUGUAACAAGGAGAGUGUACAGGAAAAUGAGAAAAUCGACGUUGCAGAAUUUAUCGGGAAAAUGCGAGUAUGCUAUCGAUUAGCCAUAAAUAAAGAAUAUGUAAACAACGAGAAAAUAACCAAACUUAUUGAAACUAUAGGAAAACAUAUACUUGCGGAUAGUGCAGACACAGCUAAUUUCCAUUACAAAUUUUAUGAAGACAGUAAUGCACGAGGUGGAUCUGAAAGAAGAAAAAGAUCCAGUGUAAUUAAAUCUGUUGCCUUAUUUCAGAAGUUUAAAAACUACGAUCAUUUUGGAAAUGGGUACCUAGAUUAUGAAGACUUCGUGAGAGCAAUUAAAAAUUUCGACAUGAAUAAGAUUAGUAAAGAUGUAGAUUUUGAAGUGGAUGACGAAAUUUUAAUGGAGCUAGCCAAAUCCAUAGAUAUAACAAAAUCGUCCAAGAUUAACUUCUUAGAAUUUUUGCAAGCCUUUUACGUUGUGAACAAGAGCAAAUAUUCCUACGUGGACGAGAUAUGGUGCCACAUAUGCACCGUGAUUUACGAAAACAAAGUUGCCUUGAAAAAAUGCAUGAACUACUUGGAAGACACGAUGCAGGGGAAAAUAGCUAGUAUACACUUUCGAUACAUUCUGCUGGAGUUGAACAAAAUCCUAGAAGAGAACAAGCAUGAAAUGAAAAAGCCCCUAACAGACGAACAGAUAGACCUUCUUUCAUACACCGUGGAAACUGACGAUAAAAUAGACUACGUAGACUUUUUGAAUUCAUUUAAACCUGUGUAUUACAUAUAA